Molecule: messenger RNA, 788 nt
Organism: Ruditapes philippinarum (Manila clam)
Lineage: Eukaryota; Metazoa; Mollusca; Bivalvia; Venerida; Veneridae
Product: con-Ins Im2-like
Exons: 3
Coding region: 419-778 (119 amino acids)
Cellular component (GO): extracellular region
Molecular function (GO): hormone activity
Source: RefSeq, a predicted model, not a curated record
AAGAAUUUAUUACUACUACUCAUAACAAUAAUAAGCAAUUCAGAGUUAUUUAAGCUUGAUUUAUAUUUAUAUAAUACUUUUAUGCUUCAAAAUUAAAAAUACACCUACAGGAUAGUUAAUGAACGUAAAUUGCACCUUUGACAUUAUUUCUUAAUUACAAAUAUCAACACUCGAUAUUGUGUACGUUCUUUUUUUUUGGACAUUAAAUCAAAUUACAUACUUUUUAAUUCUGCGCUCGCAAUUUCAUUUAAAUAGCAUAGCCCGUCACUUAUUCUUUGGAAAGAAGUAUACAAACUGAGACUAACGGGAAAGGAUUAAAACUAGACUUGUUCUUUUGAAUCUUGACAAGGGUACAUAGCGAGCUGCCGGGUGUUGACUGGAAUAAAGAAGUAAAUUUUUAAACAAAACCGCUCACAACAUGCAGUACAUUUUGGCUUCACUUAUUCUGAUUUUCACAUUACGUGAGGCCAAGUGUGGCUACGAGCACUGGUGCACCUCUAGCAUGGCAGCUCAAGGAAGUUGUGGUCACGGCUUGGACGACCUGCUCAGUCUGGCUUGUGGAGCUACAGGGUAUAACGCUCAUGGUUCUUACUCUCGCAAAAGGAAAAGGCGCUCGCCAACAGAAAUCAAAAUGGAGCUUAAUGGAAUAACAAUAGGCGGACACAAGGCAAAGGACUAUUUGACAAAGAGGACCUCUUUUUACUUCCAAGGGAUAGUGUGUGAAUGUUGUAUCAAUCAAUGUGAAUUUGACGAGAUUUUAGGAUAUUGUAACUUUUGAAGACCAAGAA